ACCGAACGCUGGUUUGGUUUCACCACUCAUUCAGUUUUAAACUUAGAGUCGUGUUAGUUAGUUGUAAGUUGACCUAACUAGCUGAUUCUACCGCUGUCUGUCUGUUCGCGCGUGCAGCCUAUGUAAUAAUCUAGGUAUUAAAAUAUUGAUGUCAAUCGGUUGAUAGAUUUACUUUUGAACGUUUUAAUUUUACUGUUCUCGUGUGCGAUUGUGUUAGCAUUUACAUUCUUUGGAAUUUGACUUUGACUUUGACCAAAUAUUAGUGCGCUUACCAUAUGUGAAAGCUUUUAUUCAUUUUGUGAAUGGAUACUACGUUGCCAAAGUAGCAGAACAAUUCAGGAUUAACAGUGGUUAUUUAUUAAGCAAUUUUGACAAGAUGGGCGGACGAACUUGGUUGGUCGUAGCCGUCGUCAUGGUUGCAUUGCUGAGUGACGUCAUAGAUGCUCAACGUGCGCCCGGAUUUCCCGAAUAUUCUGAUAUUGGCUCCAAUCCAGUAGACAUCGUAUUUGUUGUGGACACUUCUGCGUUCAACAACGAAACAGCGGAAGAUGAGAUCGUUGUUAAAGCAUUCAUAGCCGGUUUCCUCGACAACGCUGAUGUCGAUUCUGGAGCGGUCAAAGCCGCUUUUAUCACGUACAGCACACAUCCAAAAGUCGUGUUUGACCUUGACGACUAUUCGAACAAAAGUGAAAUGGUGAACGCCGUGUACAUUUCCGAAUUCGAGGAGGGAGAACGGAACACUGCAGACGCCUUGGGAAAAGUUCGCUCUCAGAUUCUCCGCCAAGAUAGACCGGAUGUACCAAACGUUAUUGUUCUUAUUAUGACCGGGGCGUCUGACAGGAACAGUUUUCGGACAUUGCAAGAAUCGGAUGCGUUGAAGGUCGCUCGAUCAACUAUUUUUGUAAUUGGCGUGAAUCUCGACGAAGAUGGCACAAAUGAAUUAAAUCAACUCGCUAGCAAACCGACCAUAGAUCAUUCGUUUCAAGUGACGUCGUUUUCCGAAUUUGACAUUUUGAAGGAUGUUUUAUUUGUACAGAUUUUUGACUGGGCGGAACAGGCCUAUAAUGUCCCUGCGACAGGAACAGAGUCGCUAGACGUCGCUUUUCUCCUCCAUUUCUCACAUACGAUGACGUCAACAGCGCAUGAUCAGAUCUUGGGAUUCAUGAAAUCCGUCCUCCAGUAUUCUGGUCUAGAUGGCGAUAAAGUCAAAGUCGGUGCGGCUAUUUUGAGAAAAAAGGGCACUGUACUAUUUGACCUCAACGCCCAUAGCGGUCAAGAGGAAGUGUUCGAAGCAAUCGACAAGAUCAGCUACACUUACAGGUCCAAGCCGGCAAACUUCGCUUCUGGCUUUGAUACAGUCAGGACUUCGUUGUUUACGGAAUCUAGAGGCGACAGGGCUGAGGUACCAAAUCUGAUUAUUCUCAUAACGGACGCAAACUCGAACGAAGACGUGGGAGGAACCAUAACAGCUGUCGAGAAGGCUAAAGCUGCCGGUGCGGCCGUAUUCGUGGUUGGAGUGAAUGUUUCAUACGCUGAGGAGAUGACAAGCGUAGCUUCCUCAUCUGGCUUCACUGUGCUGGUCAACGAUACAAAGUAUCUCAAAGACCAAGCCAUGACGCUAUAUGACAGCUUUGUUGCACUGCGAACAGAAGGCUUUCCCGUCGUUAUUCCAGCUGAACAAACUUCAUUGACCAUUCCAGCUUUUGAAACAACAACACCUAUGACAACUGCAAACAGCGAAGAGGUAGAUCUUGUUAUAGCCGUUCAUGUCCGACAUGACACAAAACUUAAAUAUGUAAAGAAGCAUCUACAGGCUCUAUUGAAAGACAUAACAGACAAAUUAGACAUUGACUCUGGAGCGGUUAGAGUUGCAUUAGUAACAUUCGGGAAAUCUACAACAGUGAAUAUAAAAUUGAAAGAUCAUACCGAUAGCAAAAAACUGCAAAAGGCAUUAAAGAAUGUCAACCCUAAGCAAUACAGAUCAAAAGGCGUGGAAUUCAUGCAACUGCUUAAUACGCUGGAGACAACCGUUCUUCUAGAGUCCGAAGGCGACAGAAAGGACGUACCAAACCUCUUACUGAUCAUAUCGGACGGAAAGUCGGACGAAGACGCCCGUUCUUUGUCACAGAGGUCUGUUGGUAUGAAGACGAAGAAUAAUACGAUUUUUGCCGUUGGCAUCAACGGUGCCGAUGCUGCGGAAAUCAGUUCAUUGGCCACUGAGCCGGUCAAUAAACAUUCAUUUAUGGGAAAAACAUACGAUGAUCUCACAACGUCGGGGGAUUUGCAGAGAAAAUUAAAAGAGUCAUUCAAAAUAUUUGAGAAGUUAGCGAUUCCGUCAUCAACGGAUACAAAAGAUAACAAUGACAAGAACCCAAAAGGAACUGCUAAGCAAACGAAACCACCAAAGCCAACAAAGACACCAAAACCCUCUGCGGGCGUUACAAAAGCAAAAGCUAUAACAAAGAAAUCGAAUACAAUUGCGGAGUUUGUCACACUAUCAACAUCAAGACGUCAACAACCAUCUACUUCAACCAGAGCUCCAGAUGUAACAAACGUUAUUCCGGAAUUGACAUUUUUGCCAGCGAUCCCGCUAUCAGACAGCAAUGCCGCUGACCUGGUUAUUGCCAUUCAUUUAUCGGACCGUGUGUCCCAGGGCGAGUUUGCAGUCGUUCAAGAGUUCCUCAAGAACAUCGUUGCAACCACCGAUGUUGAAUCGGGCAAAGUUCAGCUUGGCAUGAUCUUCUACGGUGUUGACCCAGAACUUCUAUUUCAUAUCAAUCAGUAUACUUCCAUUGAGCUGAUACAGAAAGAAAUUGAUGGACUUACGAUAGAUCAAAGGUCCGCAACCGCAGACGCCUCCGCGGCUCUAGGCCUUGUGCGCCAAAUGCUUACGCCAAUGCACGGACGCCGAGAUGACAUUCCUGCAGCCGCGGUUUUUUUGACCAACCAGGCUUCCAAUGAAAACAACGAGUUCUUGAUAGAAGCAAAGCGACGACUAGUCGAGGACGAGAUUGAGGUCUUUGCUCUUGGCAUUGGCAUGAAGGACAAGUCAGAGCUUGUAAAUCUGGCAUCGAAGCAGGCUAACGUCAUGAAUUACGACAACGUUUGGAUGCUGAAUGACGCCGAGGCGGAUCUGCAAACAAAAAUUCGAGCGUGUACGUAG
This is a messenger RNA of Dreissena polymorpha, 3163 nucleotides long. Its product is annotated as collagen alpha-6(VI) chain-like. Lineage: Eukaryota; Metazoa; Mollusca; Bivalvia; Myida; Dreissenidae. The record is from RefSeq and is a predicted model, not a curated record. The transcript is spliced from 16 exons. The coding region runs from base 377 to 3163 and encodes 928 amino acids.